AUGUGGUCCCCAACGAGAGAACCGCUUCCUGUGGUGGGCGUUCGGCUUUGGAGGCGGCAGGGAAAUCUCAUCCAAGUCAGGAAAGUGGCCCAAAGAGACGAAGGUCGUGAGUCGGGAAGCCCGGGAUCCAGCGCAGCGAGCAACCGGGAGCAGCGCACACCCCAGCCCCGCUCCCUCCACAUCCCGCCCAGACCUGGAUCAUCCCGCACGGGCGGCGAGGCCAGCCUGGGAGCGGCGCUUACCCACUUCCCAGCAGCAAGCGCAGGGACCGCUCUUAUCCCGAUCGUUCGGACAGCACCUUCUUACGGGCCGCGCUGCCGCAGCUUCUCCACCCGCGCCCAGCUCCGUCUGAGCUCCCUCUCGGCCCAGGGCCGGGUCCCUAUUUCCUACAGGGCCCAGGGGCGGGGAGACGGGGGCUGGUCCUGGCGGGGAGGACCUGCCCCGCCCCUGACCGGGCUAGGCAAAUCCGCUUGGGCCAGCUCAGCCGCUCCGCCCCUACCGCGAGCGGCGCUGGGCGGGACUGCGUGCGUGGCGUGUCCGCUGGACCAGGGGACUGGGGCAACCGGAGGUGUAGGCCCUUUGCUCGCCUACCCGGCGGUCGUGGGUAGCGGAGGGGUCAAGACUUGCUGUCUAGCAGCCGUCUCCCCGCCGCCCUGUCCUGGCCGAAGCAAAGGCCGCGUGCGGUCCGCGUCUGCCAGGCUUCAGGGCUGCGCGGGUACUGGGUGGGUGGUGGGCCGGGCGACCGGAAGAUCCUGGCCGCCUUUCCGGUCGCCUCAGCACCCUGGAGCGCAGCCCUCGGGUUUCGGUCCCCUGGACUCUGCAGGUCGGUCCCGGCGGCGGAUUAUCCUCGCCCACAACCUCGAGGCCCCUGGGUCAACCACGCCUUCCGGGCCGGCAACCCAAGGUUUAGUCAGAUUCCUCCAGACCCAUCGCUUCUGGGAAAGAGGCGCCUCCCGUCAGGAGGAUGCUGAGUUCCUCAUGACUGGACCAGGUCUCACUUUGUCACCCAGUUUGGAAUGCAUUGGCGUGAACACGGCUCACUGCAACCUCAACCUCCCAGGCCGAAGUGAUCCUCCAGCUCAGCUUUCAGAGUAGCUGUGAUAUGGUUUAGCUGUGUCCCCACCCACAUCUCAUCUUGAAACCCAGUGGAAGGUAAUUGAAUCAUGGGGGCAAG
Messenger RNA from Cercocebus atys (sooty mangabey), 1174 nucleotides. RefSeq lists its product as uncharacterized. Lineage: Eukaryota; Metazoa; Chordata; Mammalia; Primates; Cercopithecidae. The transcript has 4 exons. The record is from RefSeq and is a predicted model, not a curated record. The coding region runs from base 1 to 1095 and encodes 364 amino acids.